Colletotrichum godetiae is the source of this 837-nucleotide messenger RNA. RefSeq lists its product as uncharacterized. NCBI's taxonomy places the organism in Eukaryota, Fungi, Ascomycota, Sordariomycetes, Glomerellales, Glomerellaceae. The record is from RefSeq and is a predicted model, not a curated record. The transcript has 2 exons. The coding region runs from base 1 to 837 and encodes 278 amino acids.
AUGCGCCUCGCCACAAUAAUCUUUCUGUGUCUCUGGUCUUGCAUAUGCAAUUCAAGCGUCUUCCGCAGACCACCAGGCGCCGGCCCCACAGGAGACUUCCGGGACAACCCAACUUAUGUCAUAGGAGAGAUCCUCGACCUCCAAUGGGAUUCCGACGAUAAUUCGGCCGUUGAUUUGACCAUAAUCCAAGUAUCCGAAGAUAUACUUGACAUUCCACGGACGACUUACCUCUUCCCUCGGGCCGAUCUAGCGAACCAGCAAAGAACGACAUACAACUGGCAAAUCAGAUUCGACGGCUUUCCAUCCAGCCAUGACCCGAAUCUGAGCGACAUCUACUUCUUCCGACUCCUGCCGGCCGGGGUGGGUGGUGCCGGCUCCACGUCCCACUACUUCAACAUCACGAGUAACGCCGCGUCGUCGGUACCGUCUUCGUCGUCAACAUCCGUUUCGGCCACUACGGUUACAUCUACCACUACAAACACCCCGAAAUCAGGCGAUGGCGGGCUAGCAGGAGGGGCGGUAGCCGGUAUCGCUAUCGGAGUUAUGAUCGGGACGCUCGCAGUUGUUGGCGUAGUCUUCAUCUUGGUUCGGAGGCGCUGGAAGAAAACGAAGAGGGGGAGACAGAUCAUGGCUGGGCCCACGGCUGCUGGCGGCACGGAGGAGGUUCACUUCUACAAGCGAGACAUGCCUGCACCGUCACGUGAGGUGUAUGGUGAGAGUCGUCGCUUCGAAGCGGAAGGUUCAGGACCCAGCGACAUGAGGUUUGAAAUGUCAGGUGAUGUUGUUGAACGGAGAGAAAACAUGGGCCUAGGACAAGGCAGUGGGCACCACUACUAG